AUUAAUUUUUAUAAUAGAGACAAUUUUUAUAAUCGCGUCAAUAGGCGAGAUGCAACCCAUUACGGAACCGAGUACAAGCGUCACACUUACGGGAAUUGAGUCAAGGCGACAGAAACCCCCGAUCAUUCGACCAACUAGCAAGGCUGGACACCAGUAUCUUGCCGGGGCAAUUAGCAAUUUUGGCGUAUUCUGUUUUGGCACCACAAUCGGCUGGACGAACAUUGGACAUAAUUUGGUAUCUCAGAAGGCUUACAACGUUGAGCUGACGAAAGAUCAGUGGGAAUGGACUAAUUCAAUGCUGCCACUGGGUGCUGCAUGUUUCUGCAUGCCCAUGGGUGUAUUGAUGAAAAUGUAUGGCUGCAAGCCCGUCAUGCUCUUUCAAAUGUUCCCCUACGUCUUAGGCUGGAGCCUAUUGACUUUCGCCAAUAACGUUUACAUGGUAUACGUGGGUCGCUGCGUACUGGGCAUCUGUGGCGCCGCACUCUGCGUAGCAGUACCCGUGUACAAUGCGGAAAUCAGCCGGCAGCAUCAGCGUGGGGCCAUGAUCAGCGUGUUCUAUGGCGCCCUUGUCUACGGCGCAGUCCUUAAUAAUAUACUGUCCGAGAUCCUUAGUAUAAAGUACGGCAACGUUACCUGUACGCUGAUGGCGCUUCUCUGUCUCUCCGUUACGCUUAUACCCGAGUCGCCGAGCUACUAUUUCUUACACGGACAAUUAGAAAAGGCUCGGAAAUCCAUGCGCUGGCUGCGCGGUGAUGAAUAUGAUAUAAAUACUGAGCUAGAGCUGCUAAAACAGACGUUAAAGAGAAGCGACAUGGAACUGCAUCAAAGUUGUUGGGGCUUCAUGCAUAACAAAAUCAAUCAGCGCAGUGUUCCUCGGGCAACUAUACUGUUAAUGCUGUAUCAUAUUUCCGGUGGCGUUAUCAUCAUGGGCCACAUGGGGGAUAUACUUGUGCAGAUGGCCGAUUCGAGUUUCAAUAUCUAUGUGAUGUGGCUGUGUGUGUCCAUGUGUCUGGGCCACUUAAUCUGUUUACUGGCGGUCGAUCGCUUUGGUCGCCGUUCGCUGUUGCUGUUCUCCUCGGUGGUCAUGUUCAUGACUUCGCUCUUUUUGUGCGUUUGGUUCAAAUGGAUGCGUUCAGAAUCAUGGCGCUGGCCAGCUUUACUCUCCCUAUUCAUUUUCGUUGCAUCGUUCUCUAUGGGCUUUGGUCCGGUCGCCUGGAUUCUCUACGUCGAGCUUAUACCAGAGCACAUGCGGCCGUUUGGCUGUGCCCUUGCUGCCACAAUAAGUUGGCUGUUCGCCACCCUGCUGAACAUUGGGUUCUUGUUCAGCGUGGGCCAUUUUUCAAUAUUCUAUUUUAUGUUAAUUGUCUGUAUGUUGGGGCUAUUAUUUGUCGUCAUCUUCAUACCAGAGACCAAAAACAUAACAUCAGACGAAGUACAGCAGGUAAUGAAGCGGGGUGUAUUCAAUGACGAGCAUUCUAGCGAUGAUUCAUUUUAAUGACGCUUUACUAGGUAAUUACAUUAAUGGUUAGUUUAGUUUAUAUAAGCUAAAUUUUUUAAUUGUCAUUAACUGUCAUUUUUAGUUUUGUACGCAUAGACAGUAAAAUUCAUAUCCAUUGAUGUUGAAACGAGUUUACGUUUUAUAUGUUUUUCUGUUUUUCUUCGAUACGUUGAAUUGUCUACUGCAUCAGCAGUAAACUGGCGACUGCAAAUAUUUCAGUGGGCCCCAAGUCCCUCGGCCAACAAUCAGACUCACAUGUAACUGUAUCUGCAAGUGCACAUAUGUAUCUGUAUCUCUGUCUGCGUGAACUUCUGGCAAGUGCAAAUAUUUAUGCGUAUUUGAUAGCACUAAUGGGCCAUUAAAUGCGUACGCAAAUACACACACGCACUGCGUGUGGAGUGUGUGUAUGUGUAUGCGUGUGUUUGUCUAAACGAGCUUAUGUGGGUGGCAAGGAUGAAAAUGUACCUAAGCGAAUCUAAAUGGCAUCAGGGGCACCGAACAUGCAAAAUCAUGUACUCGUAAAUCUCUUUAAUGCCAACGGCCUCCGGCCAGAAAGGGCACCGGUGUGGAAGCGGAGGGCUGUGGGAGCCCGGUCCUGGGUCCGACUACGACCCGCCCACACGCAAUCACGUGGUAGACGUUUGUUUACUCCCGGCCGAAAGAAGAGAUUCAGCAUGAGGUUGGGUUGCUUGCGUAAUGAAACUGAAUAUGUGAAUGCUGCGGACGGGAGUAUGUGUGUGUGUGUGAAUGUCGCUGAGUAUCAAAAUAAUAGCAGCAGCUCUGCUGUCUGCUGCCUGUUGGCCGUCCUCUGGGCUCGGCCGCGUUUUGGAUUGGAUGGGUCGACAUUGGAGCAGGAGCUGUAGCAGAAAAAGGGAACUGGGAGAGGAACAGAUACGUUGGCAGGGGCUGUCAGCCAUAUAAAUUGCACAAACUCAUUCCGGACUUAGGCAAAACGUGAAAAUAUUGUUAUGACCUCUUGUGCUGCUUCUUUUGCUCUACCCCCUACACUCCAACCCUCAACCGAGUUUA
This is a messenger RNA of Drosophila novamexicana, 2527 nucleotides long. It is a transcript of the gene Glut3, whose product is annotated as glucose transporter type 3. Gene Ontology annotation, biological process: transmembrane transport. The transcript has 2 exons. The record is from RefSeq and is a predicted model, not a curated record. Gene Ontology annotation, cellular component: membrane. Bases 50 to 1495 code for a protein of 481 amino acids. Gene Ontology annotation, molecular function: transmembrane transporter activity. NCBI's taxonomy places the organism in Eukaryota, Metazoa, Arthropoda, Insecta, Diptera, Drosophilidae.